UUUUUUUUUUUUUUUUCGUCCAGCUCGACGCUCCAAGCUCUCGCCCAUUGCUAUUUCUCGUUGCGACCUCGGCUCCCCUUGCCUUUUUCACAAAAAGAAGCAGCACCGAGUUCACCAUGGGUAAAAUCGAGUGGUGUAUGUGGGCCAACCAGCAGGCGCUGGCCUCAGCAACGAUCAUGUUCAUUUGCGGAGUCAUUUCUACGUACUACCCCAAGAAGGAGUAUGGAUACUAUGCCAUCGCUGCAUCGGUCGCAAUCACGCUGCUCGAGUACCCUCGUGGCAAGCGUCAACGAGGCACCACCCCCGAGCGCCCUUACCAACAAUAUCUUGCCAAAGCAAUCACUGCCAUGCGGUUUGUCGGUCGCAAUUACUACGUUCGCUUUGCUCUUUACGUUGGCUUGUCCAUCCCGUGUUUCUUCCAGAUGCCCACCGUGUUGUGCGGCGCGUACCUCGACAUCACUGCGCUGGUGUAUCUGCGGGCAGGUCUCGCCGGCGAGCAGUGGGUCGACCCUCGCAGCACCGUCAAGCCAAAGGACAAGAAGGAAAAAGAGGCUGUGCAGCGUCCAAAGGAGAGCCUGCCCAUGACAGAAAUCCCGGCCGCCCCAAACCGGUUGCCCCCGAAGCCCAACAAGCCCCCACCGAUGCCCAACAAGCCACCGCGCGACGUCAAUGCCUAAAAGCGCACACACAUUUGUUCCAAGUUUUUUGUGUUGGGUCGAUGGCCCAGUAUUUCGAAACUUGUCUUGAUUGUGUGCGAAAACGUGUUCAUCGUUGUGAAUAGAAUGCACCGUUUCCGUCUCUGAAUGGUUUCGUUGUGUUAUCCAAGCUCACGACGCAAAGAAAAGCC
Messenger RNA from Capsaspora owczarzaki ATCC 30864, 847 nucleotides. RefSeq lists its product as hypothetical. Lineage: Eukaryota; Filasterea; Ministeriida; Capsasporidae. The record is from RefSeq and is a predicted model, not a curated record. The coding region runs from base 117 to 677 and encodes 186 amino acids. Gene Ontology annotation, molecular function: heme binding. Gene Ontology annotation, cellular component: NADPH oxidase complex. Gene Ontology annotation, biological process: superoxide anion generation. The transcript has 5 exons.